AGAAGCUUGCUGUUGUGCUGUGAACAGGCACUUCUUUCAAGAAGGCGGAGAGCGAUGCUUACUCUACUGACAGAAGAGCUAGUAGACCGGCAAGAAGUCAGGACAUAUUCUCAUUGCACCAGCAGACGAUUACACUAACAGUGGGUUUUCGAAAGCCAACUUCUACUCCCUGGGGGUUAUUGCCUCUGAAUACAAAUUCAAGAUCCUCUCUUGCUGGCAGGCAAAGAGCAACAGAUGCACUCAACCACAGGCUUACUUCGCAACCCAGCAUCUGUCUCAACACGCACACCAAAGCUGUGCCCACGGGAAGAGGAUACCCAUGUUUUAUUGACAGAACCGCAAGUGGUUUGAGUUUAAGCUGGUGGCUGACUAGAUUUGUUUUUUUUAUCAUUCCAUUUUACAUGUUUUUUUUUUCUUUUGGGGUGAACCUCUGGAUUGCGUGAGCCAGUAUGAUGUCUGUUGCUGUGGUAUGUGUAAUGUUUUUUCUAAUGGGCUCACGGGAGGCUCAGGUUGCUUUACAAACUCAGGGGCAAAGCCAGAGUCAGGUUCAAGAGCAAGACAGUUCUGCUACCCCUUGGAGACAGGUGAUACAGUGGGAAAACAAUGGGCAGGUAUUUAGCCUGCUGAACAGUGGAGCUGAGUAUGUCCCUGCUGGGGCUGGAACCCAAGAAAGAGUUCCCAGGGUCAUUUUGUCAGAUCCUCAACCUUCACGCAGACGUCAGGGAGGCAAUCUCCGUAGACAGGCUCCACCAAGGGGAUCUUCUGAAACUGUUCGUGGGCAGGCCCGGCAUCCUUUUGGCUUUGGACAAGUGCCUGAUAACUGGAGACAAACUACAGGCAGCACAGGAACUAGCCAGUUUCAUGGUUCAUCAAGCAGCCAUCGCCGUCCAUCGACUUCAUCCUUUUCCUCAUCUUCAUAUAAUAUACCAUCCUACCCACAAUACCCAUUUCCCCAGCAGCACCCCUUCCAACCUUUUGAUGGAAGUUUUCCAGAGGGUACAGUCAGAAACUAUGAGCCACCUUUCCAGCCUGUCUCAGGUGCCGGAUACAGUGGAGGAACAUACGGCACUGGACAAGGGUAUACUGCAGGUGGAUAUGGAGGAGGUCUUGGCCCAGUCUUCUCAGGUUCACCAUCUGAAUUUCCUGAAAAUGGUUACUAUUAUUACCAGUCGUAUGGCUAUGGGCCCAAUCCAGUGGGACCUUCAAGUGCUGCCCAACCAUCAUUUGUAGAAGGUCUGGAUCACAGAUAUACCCACAGCCUCUUCAACGAAGAAUCUCCCCCUGCCAACCCUGUCCCUAAUGUCAACCAAGCCCUUCCUGUUGUGGUGGAUAGACAAGGAGCUGCUGGGCAACCAGCAGUCAGAAGCCCACAAUAUGAGCAGUUUCCUCCCUAUGGAAGACCCCGGCCUCCCUUCUCGCAGCCUUUUCCUCAAAGUAGAACCUCACCAAACUCUGCCCCUGAGAACCCUGGUUCCAAUGUUGGCAAUGUGUAUCGAGGAACCCAAAGAGGUUUGCCCGACCUGGUUCCUGAUCCGAACUAUGUCCAAGCGUCGACAUAUAUCCAAAGAGCCCACAUGUACUCCCUCCGCUGUGCUGCAGAGGAAAAAUGCCUGUCAAGCUCUGCCUAUGGCCCUGAGACCACUGACUAUGAUGUAAGGGUACUGCUACGAUUUCCACAGAGGGUGAAGAAUAAAGGCACGGCUGACUUCAUGCCCAACAGGCCUCGUCAUACCUGGGAAUGGCACAGUUGUCAUCAACAUUACCACAGCAUGGAUGAGUUCAGCCAUUAUGAUUUGCUGGAGGUCAGCACUGGCCGUAAAGUGGCAGAAGGACACAAGGCUAGCUUCUGCCUGGAGGACUCCACCUGUGACUUUGGUCACCUAAAGCGCUAUGCCUGCACUUCUCACACUCAGGGUCUUAGCCCAGGCUGUUACGAUACAUACAAUGCUGAUAUUGACUGCCAGUGGAUCGAUAUCACCGACAUCAAACCUGGAAACUACAUACUAAAGCUUGUGGUGAAUCCCAAAUUCUUGGUGCUUGAGUCGGAUUUCACCAACAAUGUAGUGAGGUGCAACAUUCACUACACCGGACGAUUUGUCACAACAAACAACUGCAAGUUAGCACAGUCUUGAUCCAGCACAGGAGGACUGCUGCUUUAGUGACCUUGAUUGCUGUUCCAUUGAAUUGUGCUUGUUUAAAACUUUUUUUUUAUUUUUUUUUAUUUUGUUGUCUCUGUUUAGUUUGCUGUUUGGGGAACAGCAAAUCAAAGUUUCACUAGUUUUGACAAUGUGGAGGUUUAAACAUUCCCACUUUAACUUUGACAUAAAACAUUUUACACACUGGUAUCCUAAUAAAGCAAUAACAGUCCACACAGCCAUGCAUUUUAUGGGAAGAGCACUCUGCUUGUAUGUAUUUCAAAUUGCUAUGUGACCAGCCUGGUUUUGCUCCAUGAUAGUUCACAUCACUCACUUUUAAAGGGUGUUUACUAUAUUUCCACAUAGUUAAGUCUCAUUUUAGCUAUAAUCUAUUCUAACAAAUGAAAUUAGGCAAAAGCAUUCAUCUGUGCAAUGUGGCAGCACACAGAAAUGCCCAGUGAUUCAGAAGAGCUACAAUUUAUCAGUUUAUGUUUUUCAUUCUCUCUUAAUUACCUUGGCAGGUCAUGAUGUGAUCCUGUGGUUUUCUGGCCACAUACUGGUAAAUGUUUUGUUAACAGUGAAAAGAAGACAGCAGGUUUUAUUUGUAUGUGUUAAUUUCAAAGUGUUAGCCACCGGAAAAGACAGACUAUUCGUAACAGGCUGUGUAAAACAUGACUCUUGGCAAAAAGGGUGCUCUCCAGAAAACAAAACUUGCAGUAUGUUUGAUGAAUUCUUACACAUUUGUUUGUGCUUCACACUGGUCAGAUAGCAGAUAGGUCAUCUAUACCUUUUGAAGAAUGUUUAUACAGAUAUUCAACCAAUGCAUGAUUUUGGUGAUGGUGAUAAUCUUAUGUAACUGAUUGUUUUUUGCCUAUUCACUUUUAUUUGUUACUGUAAUAGGUAUUUUUUUAUAUUUUUUCUUGAUUGUUAAAAAAACACAAAUGCAGAUAUGUGUAUAAUGCAGAAAGUGCAGAGUUGCAGAUCGUCACCUCUUCCUACCUCUCCUGUUGAGCGAGUCACCGUUUCCAAGACCUUUCAAAUGCAAACAAUUUUAAGUUAAAAACUGUACGUGUCUAGGCCUGGUCUAUUUGGUAUCAACUGCUUUGUCCUAAUACAACAAUAUUUAAAUACAAACAAGGAGUACAACUUGAAUUUUGUUCAUUUUGAGAAAAACAAAGUACCGAAGUAAUACCUAUGUUAAUAGUAAUGUGAGAUGUUGUGUAACAUAUAUCCUUGGGUAAAAUUCAAAGCUGAAAAGAAAAUCUUGCUUACAGCGGCUUGCAAAAGUAUUCACACCUCUUAAAGAUUUGUUGCAUUACAAGUCCCAACUUCCAUAUCAUUUUCUGAGAUUUUGUGAUAGAACAACAGAAAAUAGUGCGUAACUGUAAAGUGUAAGCAACAAAGUGUAAUACUUUAUUUGCAGGCUGGGUUUAGAAAUAGUAGCCUCCAUAAAUGGGGUGCAUGCUCUACCUGUGCACCAUGGGUCUCCCCUAUUUAGCCCAUUUUCAUCUGCCACCCUUAAAAAAAAUCCAGUGCAAUCACAUGCUUUAAGAUGUAAACUAAUUUGAAAACAGGGUCCACCUUAGUGUAAUUUAACCUCAGUAUAAAUACAAUUGUUUUGUGAAUCUGACUGAACUUAAGCUAUUUAAUAAAGAAGAAUAGGCAAAAAUGUCAAUAUCUAAAUGUGCACAGCUGUCAUACCCCAAAAUACUUGCAGCUGUAUAUGUAGCUAAAGGUUGUUCAGCAAAGUAUCUGAAGGAGUCUGAAUACAAAUGCAUUCCACAUUUUUCAGAUUUGUAUGUGUAAAACAGUUUAAAAACCAUGUAUCAUGUGUUGGUGUAUCACAUAAAAAAGGUGUAAAAUACUGUAGCAGGUGUGGGUGUUAUGUGACAAAAUAUGGAGAAGUUCAAGGCAUCUGAUUACUUUUACAAUAGAUAUGUAAUUAUAGCAACUAUAACCGCAAUAAUAAAAAGAGUGUGCCGUGGUUGCUUCAAAUCAUUUGUCAUUUAAUCAGUUUCAAUUUAAAACAAAAUAGAUUGUUUGUUCUAAAAACAAGUAGCCAGUAAAGAAUAAUUAGCAUGUGUAAAAAUGUAAAAAAGAGAUCACAUAAUAAUUAAUCAAUAAUUAGAUUUGAAUCUAAAAUCAAGUAAAAGAUUGCAGUUCUGCUAUUGAUAUAGGUGGCAUGUUAUUUGUGUUCUGCACCAUACGUUGAAAUAAGUUAAAACAUUUUUAUAUCUAGAAUCGGUGUACAGUGAUAGCAGUAACAAUAACUCAAUGUAUAGCACUUCGCAGCUCGCUUGUUUAAAUCCAAAGUGCUGUUGUUUGCUUCUGACAGAUGUCGGUACAAUCUAAAAUUCCUUUUCACACAUAUUUUCCAAUUUAAACAGAUUAUUUUCAUCGUGUUUUGGCAGUGGCAAUACACUAACAGAUGCAACUGAUUGCUUAAAACUUUUGCUAUGUAUUCUAUUACUUGAACAAUAAAACAAAACAAUUUCAUUGCAAAUUAUAAUAAAAAACUUCACUUUCAAUCAUCACUGAAACAUACUUUACAUCUACUUUAAAUUGUUACUUUUUACAUUGUUUCCCCAUCAAACUGGUUCUGAUAAAAUCAUCACAUUUUAUAGCACAGUGUUAUAUCUUCCGUUUUAGUGUAGCAAAACAUUAAUGAAGCUAUUGUUCCGCUGGAAGACUUGAAAUGGUUGGCUAAAACUAAAGAUAUAGUCUAUAUCUAAUAAUAAUGAUAAGUGUGACCAUUUUUUCACGCCCAUUCAUUCAAUGUGAGUUUCUGUUUUAUUCUGUAAAUAAAGAAGCUGCCCCUUGCUGGCUUUUGAAAAUUAUGCACAUUAAUCUACUCUCUGUGCUGGCCUUAUUUUGUCAGAUAGAGGCAGAUUAUUCUGCAAACAUUUUUGUAGUGGUUGACAUUUAUUAGAAAUAUUUACAUUCUGAAGCAAUUAUGGUUCAGCAACCCUAUUAUGUUAGCUGAGGUAAUUAUCUGAAAGAUAAUUCAAUGGUUCUGUAUAAAUGAACUGUAACAUAAAUGUAAAACUGAGUUUGCGGAGAAAUAACAGCAUCUUUAUAAUUUGACUUUUGCAAAUGCAAUUGCUUGUGUUUUUAUGAAGAAAGCCUUUUCAAAUUAAUCGCUUUAUAUCAAUGUACUGAUAAAAUAAUGUAGCAAAAUGAUAUUGUUCAUUUUGGUAAACAUUUUCUAUGUUGUUAAAUUUAGAGCAGAUAUACUCGUUGUUAUUGUAGAACUUUCAUUUAGUACUUUAAAUGGUCAGAACUUUUGAUUUGAUAUUUGGUAGCUUGUGAACAGUUCUUAGGCUUUAGGUGCUAUAUUGAAAUAUGCAGAAUGCUUGGUCAGAAGCCCAUGCCUCACAGCUUAAUGCACGGCAUACUAUUUCAGAGCUGUACGGUGGAUCUGGUGGUUAGCACUGUUCUCACACAGACAGGUAGAAGCUCAAUAGUUCAAAUCUUGGCUUAGACCCUUUGUGUGGAGUUUACAUGUUUUUACAUCUAGUUGCAUAUCCUCCACCCAGUUCCGCAGCCCUGAAGAGGAUUAAGCAGGUGCAACAAGUGAGUGAGGCACUGGUUCAACAUACAGGUUAGCUAAAGUAAAUUUAUUUGAACAUCUGAAGUGUAUCCCAUAACAACACACCUAAAUGCUCUGUGGUUACCCAGAAAUCAGAGAACUAUGUUAUAAGAGUGUCACUGUAAAGUGUUACUGACUUUGUGAAAAGAAUGUGUUUAACCAAUGUAAUAACAACCUCCUAAAUAUUACGUCGAAAAUUUGUUUCCUAAAAACAAUAACUAAUAAAAGACAUGUGAUAUUUUUGUGCCAACAAUAAAUCUCAAUUAUUUUUAAUAAUAAUUCAAAAGGGGCCCUGACCACCCAUCAGAUGUUAUUAGAUCACAACAUAUGCUCACAAAACAUAAUGCAAAGACCUGUGAUUCUCACAUUCAGUGGAACGACAACCGGGGUGUCAUGAUUUGUGGGUGUUUUUGGGUUCUUCUUCUUAUUAUUAUUAUUCUUGAUAGGUUUUGAAUCAUGCUUCUGUUAUUUUCCUGGUCAUGCUUUAGUUUUUGUCUUCUAGUUCAUGUUUUGUUAAGUUAUGUUUUUUGGAUCCGGUUAUGCUUUAGUUUCAUGGUUUACUAGUUGUGUUUAAAUUUGUAUUCAAGAGUCUCUGUUUUGCUCCAGUCACUUUCUGUCUCUUGUUUUUAAUCAUCUUCAUUCGGUUCACCUGCACCUAGCAUUCAGUCUCCUCGUUUCACCUGGUUUUUGCUCCAUAUAUACACAUCUGUUCUGUUUAUUACUCGCGGAAACAUUUUGGAUCAUUCAUCUCUAUUCAUGUCAUGUCCUUUACUCAUGCCAAGCCUGUCUUGCCAGCCUGCCCAUUUCUGUUUUGCCACUGAAGUAAGUUUUGUUUAUUAAACCUUUACUUAACGUCA
Molecule: messenger RNA, 6581 nt
Organism: Girardinichthys multiradiatus
Lineage: Eukaryota; Metazoa; Chordata; Actinopteri; Cyprinodontiformes; Goodeidae
Gene: loxl1
Product: lysyl oxidase-like 1
Exons: 7
Coding region: 450-2132 (560 amino acids)
Biological process (GO): peptidyl-lysine oxidation
Molecular function (GO): protein-lysine 6-oxidase activity; copper ion binding
Source: RefSeq, a predicted model, not a curated record